AUGGGCGACAAAAUAGAAGACCUUCCCGCGUCGGAGCACAUCCACGACCACGACAUUCUCGAGGAUGAAAAGGCCAUGGCCGAAACAGCCGAGCACCUGCGGAAGCUCACGCCAGAAGAGCUUGUCAUCGAGAAGAAGUUGAGGAAGAAAAUCGACUUACUGAUCAUGCCCUUGUGCGUGCUGGUCUAUCUCAUGAACUACAUCGAUCGCAACAACUAUGCCGCUGCUCGACUGCAAGGUCUCGAAGACGACUUGAACAUGACGGAUGAGCAAUAUCAAAUUGGUCUUUCUACGCUGUUCGUCGGCUAUGUUCUGAUGCAGGUCCCCUCCAAUGCCAUGCUUAACUAUGCCGGGCGCCCGUCUUGGUACAUUGGCUUCUUCGUCAUUAUUUGGGGCUUGGUGUCUCUCUUGACCAGUCAGGUCAAGACCGCGGGGCAGAUCAUUGCCACUCGGUUUAUUCUUGGCUUUGUUGAAGCUCCGUUCUUCCCUGGCAUUCUGUUCUAUCUUUCCAAAUGGUACACAAAGGAGGAACUAUCCUUGCGGAUGGCCAUCUUCUACUCCGGUUCCUUAAUCUCAGGUGCUUUCGGAAACCUGAUCGCCGCGGGCAUCUUGAAUGGGUUAGCAGGAGCACGCGGAUACUCAGCCUGGCAAUGGUUGUACAUAUUGGAAGGUGCUAUCACGAUGUUCUUCGGUAUGCUCGUCAUCAUCGUCCUGCCCGACUUCCCGGAUACUUGGAAGAAGCUGUCUGAGGAUGAGAGACGGGUCGCAACCCGUCGACUCGCCAUCGAAGCUUCCGAGGCCGACGUCGAUGAAGCUGGGGGCAUGUCACAGCUUCGAGGCAUCAAGCUGGCCUUAACCGACCCUAAGACAUAUCUACUCGCUUUGGCCUAUCAUGGUCAGACUGGUGCCGCUGGUAUCCAGAACUACUUUCCGACACUUACCCAGACUGUCGCCUCGGAUCGUAUCCAUGCCCUGCUACUCUGUGCACCGCCAUACAUCUUCAUGGUCAUCUACUCAUUUGUGCAUUGUCGAAUCUCGGACAAACUGGCCAAGAGGUUCUGGUUCUUCACCUACCCUAUCCCAAUUACGAUCGUGGGCUUUAUUAUUUUCAUGACGGUCGACAAUUUUGCUGCUCGAUACUUUUCCUUGUUCCUGCAGAUCUUUGUGUUUGCCCUGAACGGAAUCAUUUAUGCAUGGAUUUCGUCUUCGAUCCCGCGUCCCCCGGCGAAGCGUGCCGCCGCCUUAGCCUUCAUCAAUUCGGUAGGCAACGCCGCCUCGAUUUGGACGCCAUUCACAUACAAAACCAAAGACGCACCUCACUAUAGGCCGGCUUUGGGUAUCUGUAUAGGACUUCAGUGCCUCGCGGCCGUAUGUGCGGUCGCAUUGAAAAUCCUUCUCCAGAAGCAAAAUGCUCAACUCGCCAGGAUGGAAAACUCCGACGCUCAGCUCACCGAGCACGAUGUCAAGAAAUUAGAAAAGACUGCGCAGAUCGAGGGUGUUACUGUCGCCGAGGCAAGGGCUUUGCAGAAGGGCUACCGUUAUAUUAUUUAA
This is a messenger RNA of Diaporthe amygdali, 1551 nucleotides long. Its product is annotated as mfs transporter. Gene Ontology annotation, biological process: transmembrane transport. NCBI's taxonomy places the organism in Eukaryota, Fungi, Ascomycota, Sordariomycetes, Diaporthales, Diaporthaceae. Bases 1 to 1551 code for a protein of 516 amino acids. The record is from RefSeq and is a predicted model, not a curated record. Gene Ontology annotation, cellular component: membrane. The transcript has 5 exons. Gene Ontology annotation, molecular function: transmembrane transporter activity.